Myxozyma melibiosi is the source of this 1715-nucleotide messenger RNA. RefSeq names its product Mif2/CENP-C like-domain-containing protein. Gene Ontology annotation, molecular function: centromeric DNA binding. Gene Ontology annotation, biological process: spindle attachment to meiosis I kinetochore; kinetochore assembly; attachment of mitotic spindle microtubules to kinetochore. Lineage: Eukaryota; Fungi; Ascomycota; Lipomycetes; Lipomycetales; Lipomycetaceae. Bases 152 to 1684 code for a protein of 510 amino acids. The record is from RefSeq and is a predicted model, not a curated record. Gene Ontology annotation, cellular component: kinetochore. The transcript is spliced from 2 exons.
GUUGCGGUUAGGGCUGCUUGUUCUGGGGGCAGGUCUCGGACGCGUCGCGACGCGUGCUGGGAGUUGGCGCGUCUGCGAUAAGCCGAGUGGUCUUCAACAUCUGUCCUCGUCGGUGCUCACUCCUCCUCACCAUCUUCAUAUAUCCGCCACAAUGAGCGCCCUUCUCUCGCUCACCGCUGCAAAGAAAAGCGACGGCGUCUGUCCCGCCCCGCCCUUCCCCCUGCUCACCAAACCCGCGACUCCCGCGACCCCGUCCCACCUGCGUUCAUCCUCCCCAUCCUCUUCUCCAGGAUACAUCUACCACGGCUCCCUCACGCCAAACACCUCCCCGCCAUGCCCCAUCUCCGCGUCCCCCCUUGCCCUCAAAAUGUUUGCGUCCGACGACGACCCCGUCUCGUCCAGCGCCGCGCAUAUCCCCUACACCCAGAUCGACGACGCAGCCAGCGUCGACGACGACCUUCUCUCUGAAGAAAACCGCGACGCAGACGCCGUCUUUGCCGACUUCGUCCGUGACGACCACAGCGAAGACGACCAGCGUCCCCAGCAAGCCACAGUCUCUCCGCCUCUGAACAAGCGCCGCCAACGACAGCGACAACCCAGCGCGUCUUCCGAUCUCUCUGUCUUCAACUUCCACACCGACGACGAGGCCGACUCUCAACUCACCUCCCCGGUCUCAUCUCUGGCCUCCUCGCCUUUACGAAAAAAGCGCAAGCGGGGCUCGUUGACCGAAGACCCUAACGAGCAGACAACAACCCGGAGAUCGGGUCGCACGCGCGUGCAGCCUCUUGAAUACUGGAAGAACGAACGCAUAGUCUAUAAUCUCGUCCAGGCCGACGACGGCGUCGUGGUGCCGACCAUCAAGUCCAUCGUUCGCGCCGAGACUGUAAAGUCAAAGCGGAAAACGAGCACCGCCAGCGCGUCGCCAGCAAGAAAACGGGCAAACACGCCCACGCAGGGUGCCGAAAUUGGUCGGAAAAAGACUCUGAAGCCAAAUAAUACCAGCGACGUGAGCGACAGAGACAGCAGCCGCGUCUUUAGCGAGGGCCCUGAAGAAACACAGCAGUCUACACAGCAGUCUACACAGCUCGAGUUACCUGCUGCCGCGGACGACAGCGAGUUUGAUUGCUUCGUGGCCGAGGUCGAAGAUCUGUCUGCGUGCCAGCGGAUACCGCGUCAGAUCGCGGUCCCGUCGACUAUGCUGCCGUACACCGCGGUCCGCAACAAGGCCUCGCGCUUCGACUUUGCAAAGACGUUCGAAGAAGACCGCGGGUUUCUCGCGACCGGGAUCGUCAGACUUCCUGCAAACUCAGGCUGCAAGGGGCGGAAAAAGACGGGUCUGAACGCGCUUACAUUUUGCGUGAUUGAAGGGACGGUCGAGGUGUUUAUCAAUGACGAUGUGCGGUUUAAGAUUAGUAGGGGCGGACAUUUCUUGGUGCCUAGGCUGAACUCGUACGCGCUUCAUAAUGCGGGUCGGAAAAUGUGUGUUUUGUUUUAUGCGCAGGCAACAGAUACGUUUUGUAAUAUCGUCGAGGGUGGCAAGGCAGGCACACCUGCGGCGGACGAGGCUGACCAGGUGGAUUCUGCUGAGGGUGAGAUGUCUGACCACGAGGAGGAGGUGGAAAGCAGUAGUGCUACGGAUGAGGAUGAGGAAGAUGACGAAGGAGAGGGCGAGGAGGAUAGAUAGAUUUUAUUUCUAAUGCUAGUUGCUCUACGGU